AUGGCCAAGGACGCUACCAUUGCCGUGGCGCGCGGCGUCUCUACCUCGUCGGCAGAGCAUUCAACCGCCAGCACCACCGUUCCCCUCCGUGCCGUGCCGCCACAGCCCUCGAUGCGCCUGCGGAUGGUAAAUGAGCAUGUGCGUCCGCGCCUGCGCAAGAUCAAGAGGGUAUUUUUCAACUACAUGAAAUUUGUUGGACCCGGAUUCAUGAUCUCCGUCGCUUACAUCGACCCCGGCAACUACGCGACCGAUAUUGCCGCCGGCGCCUCGUACCAGUACCGGCUGCUCUUCAUCGUGCUGCUCAGCAACCUCUUUGCCAUUCUGCUGCAGACGCUCGCCAUCCAGCUCGGCACAGUGACGGGGCUCGACCUGGCGUCGGCCUGCCGCGCACACUGCCCGCGCUGGCUCAACUACCUGCUCUACGCCCUCGCCGAAAUUGCCAUUAUCGCGACGGACCUCGCCGAGGUCAUUGGCACCGCCAUCGCCCUCAACCUGCUCAUCCCCAAGCUGCCGCUCGUCGCCGGCGUCGCCAUCUCCAUUGUCGACGUCAUGUUCAUCCUAAUCUUCUACCGCCCCGACGGCGCCAUGAAGGGCCUGCGCCUGUUUGAGUUUGGCGUCUGCCUGCUCGUGCUCGGCGUCGUCGUCUGUUUCUGCAUCCAGCUCUCCAUGAUCAAGGAGUCGAGCGUCGGCGACGUCUUUCGCGGGUUCGUCCCGUCCAAGCAGCUGGUCGAGCCGCAGGCGCUGUACCAGGCGUGCGGCAUUCUCGGCGCCACCGUCAUGCCGCACAGCCUCUUCCUCGGCUCCGGCAUCGUCCAGCCGCGACUCAAGGAGUACGACACCCAAGAGGGCCUGAUCCCCGAGGAGCCGGCGUCCUCGGGCGCGUCGACCAGCGAGGACGGCUACGACAAGGUCCUCUACGUGCCCUCGCAGGCGGCCAUCAAGCACUGCCUCAAGUACUCCAUCAUUGAGCUCAGCACGUCGCUCUUCACCUUUGCGCUCUUUGUCAACUCGGCCAUUCUCAUUGUCGCGGGCGCGUCGCUGUACAAGAACCCCGAGGCGCUCGAGGCCGACAUUUUUGGCAUCCACAAGCUGCUCUCGCAGAGCAUCUCGCCCGCCGUCGGCACCAUCUUUGCGCUGGCGCUCCUGCUGUCGGGCGUGUCGGCGGGCAUCGUGUGCACCAUUGCCGGGCAGAUGGUGUCCGAGGGCGCGCUGCGGUGGAAGGUCAAGCCGUGGGUGCGUCGCCUGAUUACGCGCGCCAUCAGCGUCACACCGUCGCUCGUCAUUGCCGGCGCCAUCGGCCGCCAGGGCCUCAACACGGCGCUCACGGCCUCGCAGGUCAUCCUGAGCACCGUCCUGCCCUUUACCACGCUCCCUCUAAUUUACUUUACGAGCCGCAGCCGCUACAUGACGGUGCGGCCCGGCAUGGCGCGCUACGAGGUCGAGGACGAGGGUGAAUCAAGUAGCGUCGUCGCCGCCGACGAGGGGCCCAGCAUCGACAUGUCGAACCCGUGGUGGCUGAUAAUACUCGGUGGACUGGUGUGGCUGGUCAUGGUUGUAAUGAAUGUUGCCAACCUUGUUCUUCUUGGUCUUGGCAAGGCCGGUUAG
This is a messenger RNA of Akanthomyces muscarius, 1605 nucleotides long. RefSeq lists its product as uncharacterized. The record is from RefSeq and is a predicted model, not a curated record. The transcript has 2 exons. Gene Ontology annotation, cellular component: membrane. NCBI's taxonomy places the organism in Eukaryota, Fungi, Ascomycota, Sordariomycetes, Hypocreales, Cordycipitaceae. Gene Ontology annotation, molecular function: manganese ion transmembrane transporter activity; cadmium ion transmembrane transporter activity. Gene Ontology annotation, biological process: intracellular manganese ion homeostasis; iron ion transport. Bases 1 to 1605 code for a protein of 534 amino acids.